Molecule: messenger RNA, 3283 nt
Organism: Anolis carolinensis (green anole)
Lineage: Eukaryota; Metazoa; Chordata; Lepidosauria; Squamata; Anolidae
Product: homeobox protein NANOG
Exons: 4
Coding region: 16-1221 (401 amino acids)
Biological process (GO): regulation of transcription by RNA polymerase II
Molecular function (GO): RNA polymerase II cis-regulatory region sequence-specific DNA binding; DNA-binding transcription factor activity, RNA polymerase II-specific
Source: RefSeq, a predicted model, not a curated record
AAUGUUGCUCAAUUCAUGGGACUGAAGGCUCCUGCAACACUCGACGUUCUUUCCUCUUUCCCACCGUGGGCACGAGGUGGGUGCGAUGGUCCUUGUGGUGAGUGGCAUCCCGGCUCGAGGGGCUCCCUUCUCGAGGGCCCCCGCCCCUCCUCGGCCCUGCCUCCAGCCCCGGGGUCUCCUCGGGAGGCGCCCUCCCUCCGCGGAGCCCCACCCCCGGAGGCCGACUCGGGCAUAAAGGGACCCCAGGGGCCCUCCCCGCCGUCAGGGAUGGGCUUCGACGACUACUACGUCUACCCUUCGGGGCAGAGGGACGCGGCGGCCCAUUACCCCGAGGGCUUCCCCGCUCGGGAGUCUCUGGGAGGCGGCGAGGAGGAGGAGGAGAAGGAGCCCCGCAGCCAGCCAGAUGAUUCUCCACAGUCCUACAGUUCUGGCACCCACACUUUUUACACUCCGGACUCUGCCACCAGUCCCAAUGGUCCCCCUUCCCCACAGUCAACUUCUCAGAAGCUCAAUGGGGAAAACAACAAAGGGAAAAAGGUCAAGACCCGGGCAGCAUUCUCUCAAAAGCAGCUCCAGAUCCUCCACCACAGAUUCCAGAACCAGAAAUACCUCAGUCCACAGCAGAUCCGAGAAUUGGCCGCAGCCUUGGACCUCACCUACAAGCAGAUAAAAACGUGGUUUCAGAAUCAACGGAUGAAGUUUAAACGAACCCAGAAGGAAAGUCUGUGGUUGAGAAAAGGAAUGUGCCCACCUCAGAAUGGUUUCCUGCAGAUGAAUCCUAAUUAUCACCAAGGUUAUGGUGUUGGUGAAUCAAGAAACAUCCAUGCCUUGGCUGGCUUGCAUGAGAACUUUACAAGCAACCAGUUCUACGCCAAUAACCAAAACUACACCAGCGACCACCAGAUCUAUGGUAACCCCCAGAACCUUUAUCCGAUUGCAAAUAGUGAAGAUGGGAGCUUUUUUGGGAAAGCUACCGGAGCAUCUUUCAACCAACAGGCAGUGGCCUAUAAUGGGCAACAGGCAGUGGGCUACAUCAGUCAACAAAAGAUUAACUUUUUUCAUGGCUUCCCUACAAACAUGGAAUAUGCUACUGUGAAGACUGAAGAUGGCUAUCCUUUCCCAAAUAUGUCCACCACCGAGGCAGGAUCAUUUCCAAGCAGCUCUGGCUUCCAGAUCUACCAGUUACCAUUGCAAACUCAAGGAGCGCAGAGCAACUGUUAAUCAUUUCCUCCUUAUGUGGUUUCACUUUUUAGUGUUGUAGUUCUGUUUCUGCCUUUUCCCCUACUGCUUUCUUCAACACCAGAUCAAGCAUUUAGUCCCACCUCCUUGAUCAGUCAGUUUUCUCACAUGGAAAAUGACACGCCUGAAGAGAAGAUCUUGUUUACAUGGCAGCUCUGUAGACAGCCACUGUCUGAGCUGGAACUAUUUUGUUUUCAAACAGGUAUCCUAGUGUUUUCCAUGGGAGGAGAGCAACAACCAGAGUGGGCCAAGUCAAGACUAGACAUUCUGCUUAUCUCUUGUUCAAGAAAGCAGGAUGAUCCUAACCAGGGUUUUCUUUAAGCUCUUUUUGUUUUGAAGCAUGUGGAGUCCCACUUCCAUCUUCUCACCUCUUCCUCCUCCAACUCAUGAGCAAAGGCACUGCUCAAAAAGGCUCAGGGUUUGCUUGCCCCUUUCUUCUACUGCAAGGGUGUGUCACAUAUAUAUUUCUGAACUUGGCUAUCAUCAAAUUUACCUUGGCUGGUUCCAGGAAAAGACUCAAUGUGAUGAACAGACAUUUUUUUAAAUGAAGGACAUAUAUGAAUGGUAGAAACAGCCACAAGUGACUUGCCUCCACGUCACCGGCUCCUUCAUUUUCCAUUUAAUCAGUUAGCCAAAUGUUCAGAAACCUAAGACUGCACCCAACACAACUGGAAAGGGUCUCUAUCUAUCUCUUCUAAUCUUGUUUUGGCCUUGGUUCGUUUGGUUCUGCACCUGUAUUCAAUGUUUGUUCAUCAGGUAGCAAACAUUUUGGGAGAUUGGGGUUUUACUAUCCAUUUCAAACCUACCAUAAUUAUCUUUUUGUAUCUCCAGACCCAGGACAAAAGAAAACAAGACAGGCUUUUAUCACUGGGAUUUUUAUCAGGGCUGCUUUUCCUAUCUCUGUAUAGACUCACUGCAGCUUUUAGAAAUAUCAACAUUAGUGUCUAUUGAGUUAGAUUGCCAAAAAUCUCAAUCAGUGGUUCUCAACCUGGGGUCCCCAGAUAUUUUUGGCCUUCAACUCCCAGAAAUCCUAACAGCUGGUAAAUUGGCUGGGAUUUCUGGGAGUUGUAGGUCAAAAACAUCUAGGGACCCCAGGUUGAGAACUACUGACCUAGACAGAGCCAGGUAUCACGCAGGACGUGAUGCAGAAAAGAAGGGGAGGAGGGGAAAGUGACAAAAGAACAAACAGUGCCCUUCUACAGAGACCUUCCCCAUAGCCUACAGCAGGGAUGGGGAUUAUGUGGCCCUCCAGCUGUGAAUCACAACUCAACAGCUCUAAUAGGCAUAGCCAACAAUGACGAAUGCUAGGAGAUGCAGGCCAGUGGGAAGUCCUCCUGACUCCCACCUCUUUUCUAUAGCAUGAUUUCUAUCCUCUCUUCCUCGGGAGCAAGAAUUGCCAUCCCCUGUCCCAAUGUUGGUUUAAAUCUAAAAAAUAUCAGUGGCUCAUCGUGGCUGGAAUUCCAAAGUGUUUCUUAUAGUUACAGGUACCUGUUUUUGGAUGCUGUAAGAAUUGGUAUCCCCUCCCUCCCUUCAUAACAUCCAAAGUACUUCCCCUCUGCAACUUCACAGUAAAACCCCUAUUCUUUGCAAUGAGAAGGCAUGAUCAGAUGUGAAAUGAUGGCACCAGUACUGAAUCGAUGGUGGAGGAGGGAUUUUCUCUGGAGUCCCAGUGCAUCUGACUGUGAGGAGGUAGCUAGACUCUUCUCCAUUCCUGGCUGUUAAACACAGGCUGAAUCUGCAGGGAAACUUUAGGGGCUUUACAGUAUGCUAGGGGAAGGCAUGUGGCCCAAUGAAACAUGGAUCAUGUGGCUGAGGGGAUGCCAGGAUGUGAUCAUAAUUAGUCACCACGCCCAGGGUUAUUGAUUUGUUUUGUUCUGUUUUUAAUAACAUAAAUUGUCAUCAGAAGUAUGUCUGCACACGUACAGCACAUCCAAACAUUUUGUUUAUGUAACGUGUUUUACCAUGUUGUUGCCUUGGUUUUAAUCUGCAUAAGGGACUUGGUUCUAUUUCAUUAGUAAAAAGGGAAAAAAAGGCAAAUCAAUAA